Molecule: messenger RNA, 1530 nt
Organism: Alosa sapidissima (American shad)
Lineage: Eukaryota; Metazoa; Chordata; Actinopteri; Clupeiformes; Clupeidae
Gene: cntd1
Product: cyclin N-terminal domain containing 1
Exons: 7
Coding region: 163-1095 (310 amino acids)
Biological process (GO): reciprocal meiotic recombination
Cellular component (GO): site of double-strand break
Source: RefSeq, a predicted model, not a curated record
UGUCGUGUAGCUAGGAUACUGAAACGUCUAACGUUAUGCAGUUUUGGUGAGGAAGAGUGCGUGGUUUUCCCACUGACGCACUAGCCUAUUUUAUCCAGGGGUGAUAAGUUAUAUAACUUCAAACUUACUUUGUUGACCAGUUCUGUUGUAAAUAUUAUCAUUAUGUCAGCUAGGCCCUUAUUAUUAUCUGAACAUCAAAAAAAUCUCAAAUUUGGUGAGGCAACAUUUGAGAUUCUGUCUGAUUUCCUCACCAAUAUCAACAACAAAAACAAACUGAACUUGGAGAGCCUAUCAGCUAACUGUGGACAUUUCAAGAAAAAAGAAUUGGUCGAGUAUAUCUUCCUUCUCUGUAAGGAGUUUAAACUCGACCCGUUGGUUGGAUAUCAUGCCGUUGAGAUACUGGAGAGGUUUAUGAUCAAGCACAUUGAGGAUCUGCUGUCGUUACCCACUGCGCAAGGCGCCAGUGCUAGUGGUAGAGAUGAAAACAUGGAGGAGCUGGUCUUUCAAAGCAUCAGGCCAAAGUUCUCGUUAAUCAUCCUCUCCUGUGUUCAGCUGGCUAGUAAGCUGUCCCUGCACUGUAAGAUUGUGGACAACAACGUCGCUAUGAGGUUUGUGCAGUCGGCUGGCUACACCAUCACCAAAGAGGCACUGAUGAGGUCUGAACUGGUGGUGCUGAAAACCCUGAACUUCAACCUGAGUGCUACAAAUCCACUGACGUAUGUAGAGACGCUUCUGGAAGUCUUAAGCCACAAUGAGUGUUCGAUGGCACUAGAAGACAUGCACCACCUGUGCAAGGCAGUGUUGCAGUUUACAUUUCUCCAAAGGACAUCCAUCUACCAAGCACUCCUCACCGUGGUCAGUAGGGGCACUAUUACUCCACAGGAGCACAGAGAGAAGUUUGUAGCUGUGACAGAAGACUGCAUGCUGCUGGGGGUUGGAGUCAUCGCUGCUGCUGCGUUCAUCCUCGACUUCUCUACCUGGGAGCAGGUGGUGCGAGAGCUAAGCUUAAUCACAGGGAUUUCAAUUCAGAGCACCAUGGAGUUUGCAUAUGUGAUACUGAUGCAUGUGACCAACAACUCGGAUACCCUGGUUUGAGGGCCAAUAUCAGGACCACAGCACAACUCCUAAGGCCAUCUCUCCCAUGUUCUGGAAUAGAAGUACUUUGAAGUAGAAUGUUUUGGAAGUUCUGUGCCAUAGUUCUAGAGCAGGAACAGGCACAUAGUAUUGGUUGGCAGACAUUUUGUGUCAUGUUUUGGUUGGUGAACAUUUCACUAUAUAUUUUCUGUCAGGAGGAAUUAUUAGUUAUGUCUUGUCUUCCUCAACAGCAUUUGUACCAUGAUAUCUUGUGUUGCUCAGAGAUACUCGGGCUGAAAACCUGACCUGAAGAAACAUUAAGCAAUGUUUACAUUAAGUUCACUCCAUAGACCGUAUAAAUAGAUAGAUACACAUAUGUACUGUAUAUAUACAGUCAAUGGUUUAAUCAGAUGAAAAAACACAUAAGUUAAGUAAAGAGACAGAUUGCGAACUUCA